This is a messenger RNA of Closterium sp. NIES-65, 1278 nucleotides long. Lineage: Eukaryota; Viridiplantae; Streptophyta; Zygnematophyceae; Desmidiales; Closteriaceae. The record is from the annotation of a GenBank genome assembly.
AUGUCAGGGAGGGGUCCGGGUAUAACUUUUACCAAUCCGUGUCAGCACGGAUUUCUGAGGAAUGUCAGGGAGGGGCUGAUCUUCCCUAGAGUCCCUGGUGCAACUGCCAAGAAGUCGGUUGCAGCAGAGGAGCUCAUAUCACGCCUCCCCUUCUCUCCCCCUCCUUCCUUCCUGCCUCAGGCGUUCCUGGCCCUGGAGGAGCUGCGCAAGAGAGAGUCCCUGUCGGAGGAGCAGCUGCUGGUAGCAGAGAAGCUCAUCUCUUGCAACCCUAACGUUUGGCAUGCUUGUGUUGUUCGCAUACGCCCCUGUCUUCCUCCUGCCACAGGCGUUCCUGGCCCUGGAGGAGCUGCGCAAGAGUGCGUCGCCAUCAGAGGAGCAGCUGCUGGCAGCAGAGAAGCUCACCUCGUGCAGCCUCAAAUGUUUGACAUGUUCGUGUUAUUCGUUUGCCCCCUUGUGCCUCAGGCCUUCCUUGCUCUGGAGGAGCUGCGCAAGAGUGCGUCGCCAUCGGAGGAGCAGCUACUGGUAGCAGAGAAGCUCACCUCGUGCAGCCUCAAAUCUGCGCAAGAGUGCGUCGCCAUCGGAGGAGCAGCUACUGGUAGCAGAGAAGCUCACCUCGUGCAGCCUCAAAUGUUUGACAUGUUCGUGUUAUUCGUUUGCCCCCUUGUGCCUCAGGCCUUCCUUGCUCUGGAGGAGCUGCGCAAGAGUGCGUCGCCAUCGGAGGAGCAGCUACUGGCAGCAGAGAAGCUCAUCUCGGAGGCAUUCUCCAUCAUCGACCGGUCGGUGAAGGUCAACGCCAUUCAUGAGAACAAGGGCGCGCGCCGCAAGGCUCGGCUCUCCCGGGCCAAGCGCGCUACGCUGCCAAGGAGUGUCAAGGCAGGGAGAGAAGGCAGCGGGAAGAAGAGGGUGGUGUUACCAGUGACUCGCGCUGCUGUUACAGCUGGUAACCCGGUUGACGAAGGAUCUGGGAACGCACCCGUUGGGCGAAAGAAUAACGCGCAGCAGGCUGCACUACACAGGAGCACGUUAGACAUGAUAAAGAGCGAGAAGCUGGGCAUUUUCUCUCUCAACACCUGGGUGGUACACCACUUCCGGCACCUCGUGGCUCAAGUCAACGCUUUGGAGCCAGCGAUGCAGGCACUUUCUGAUAAGCAGUUGCGGCGCAAGACACGCGAGUUCAAGAAGCGGUUGAAGCAGGGAGAGACGCUGGAUGACAUACAGGCAGGUGCUGCUGAUGUUUUCGCCCCUCCCCUUUCCUUUGGCUCUACACUGCAUCAUUGA